Molecule: messenger RNA, 585 nt
Organism: Salvelinus namaycush (lake trout)
Lineage: Eukaryota; Metazoa; Chordata; Actinopteri; Salmoniformes; Salmonidae
Product: serine/threonine-protein phosphatase 2A 56 kDa regulatory subunit beta isoform-like
Exons: 4
Biological process (GO): protein dephosphorylation; signal transduction
Cellular component (GO): protein phosphatase type 2A complex; nucleus; cytosol
Molecular function (GO): protein phosphatase activator activity
Source: RefSeq, a predicted model, not a curated record
AUGGAGACGACUAAACUACCCCCGACCAGCCCUUCCUCCCCGACCACCGGGUUCUCGGUCCCGUCAGCGGAGAAGGUAGAUGGGUUUCCCCGGCGGUCGAUGCGCAGAGCCCGGCAGAGGCGCUCCCACUCCUCGUCCCAGUUCCGCUACCAGAGCUCCCAGGUCGAGCUGACGCCGCUGCCGCUACUCAAAGAUGCCCCAGUGGCAGAGCUCCAUAACCUGUUCUGUAAGAAGCUGCAGCAGUGCUGCGUCCUCUUUGACUUCCUGGACUGUGUGGCCGACCUCAAGGGGAAGGAGAUCAAACGAGCUGCGCUCAACGAGCUGGUGGAGUCUGUUGCUACCAGCAGAGGAGUUCUGAUAGAGCCACUCUACCCAGAGGCUAUUAAGAUGAUCUCAGUGAAUAUCUUCAGGACGUUACCUCCCAGUGAGAACCCAGAGUUUGACCCAGAGGAGGAUGAACCCACUCUAGAGGCCUCCUGGCCACACCUACAGCUGGUGUAUGAGUUCUUUCUACGUUUCCUGGAGAGCCCAGACUUCCAGCCCUCCAUGGCCAAACGUUACGUCGACCAGAAGUUUGUUCUACAG